AGGAUGUGGCUAAACUUUUGUUUUCAGCUUCAUACAGUGAGAAUGGCAGCGGCUCUGGUCUGUGCAGUGACAGCUGUCACUCUGAGUGUGUCUCCGGACAGCACACAAUUCCACCCCUAUGAGCAUUUCAUCGUCUCCUGCCCCUCCAAGUCCUGGACGGUUUACAGGAGCACCCGCUACGAGGUCACCCCAGAAAAGUGUGGAGGGUCCUGGGGUGUUCUUGAGGAGGGAGGCUGCAAGGAGGGUCCACUGUUGGUCUCGGACUCUGGGCUCUACUGGUGUCAGAACCACGACCAAACCCAGUGUAGUCCUGCGGCCAAUAUCACCGUCAGCAAAGAGAAGUUGAUCCUGAAGAGUCCAUUGUUCCCAGUGAAAGAGGGAGAGCAGAUCACACUGACAUGUUCCUUUAAAGAGACCAGAUCUGCUGUUGCCACCUCAAACUUCAACACCUCCUUCUUCUUAAACGGAGACUUUAAGGGGGAGUUUCCUGGAGGUCAGAUGGUGCUUUCCUCUGUGACCCGGGAGCAUGAGGGCCUGUAUCACUGUGAGCACCCAACGAAGGCCCGGUCCUUGCAGAGUCGCCUCGUUGUAAAGCCAAAAGAUCCACCGCUGACCUCUGCCCCGCCCACAGCCCCACCCUCCUCUGCUGCUCUGCUAAUGGGAAUCCCUGUGCCCAGACUGGUGUGCUUCCUGGUGCUGGUCCUCCUCUACACCAUCAUCCUCUGCAUCAGCAUCUCCAUUUACCGCAAGUGGAGUCGAGCACGAGCUGAACAAAAGCAGCAGGCGUCCGAGCAAAUUUCCCUCCGAAGAAUCAGAGACGCCUGACGCCAGCAGAGGGCGCAUGGAAUGGAUCAAGGCAGUUAAAAUAAAGCUAAGAUCAACAUCUGCCUGUUCUUUGAGCUCUUAAAGCUACACUCUGUCUUUUUUCCGCUGUCUCCAUGGAAAUUAUAUCACUUUCCCUGGAAUGCGUCACAGUGUGGCAUUAUAUCUAUUUAUUGUGUUUAUUGUGUUUUUAUUGCUUAAAAAUAUAAAAUCUUCUGCUUUCUUUCUGUGAGUGGGGUCGACUCUCCACAGACCUGACAUGUAACUUGGUCUGGUGGUGCCACUUGCUGGAUUGUGCACCUUUAAAAAUCAGACACAUGUUUAUAUUUAAAGUGGGUUUUUAUGUUUUUAUAAUUCUGACUUGGUUUGUGGGAUUGUGCCUGUAGAAAAACUUUAUCAUAUUUUUACAUCAGUGAAGUGGCUGUUUGACAAAAAAGGAACAAAGUGCAUUUUUGACAUUUUCUUUGUUAGUAAUUUUAUAGGUUGUGUAUGAUUAAAGUAGCUAAUUACCAGAUAAACUAACGCAGUAACUUACGAAGUGACUAACGCCGUAACUUACGUACUCACUUACGAAGGUUCUAAUGCAUUGACUAACACAGUAACUUACGUACUGACUAAUGCAGUAGCUUACGUACGGACCAAUGGAGUAACUUACGACAUUACUAAUGCAGUGACUAAUACAGUAACUUAUGCAGUAACUUACACAGUUACUAACGUAGUAACUAACGCAGUAACUUACACAGUAAUUUACACAGUUACUAAUGCAGUAACUUACGCACUGACUAACGCAGUAAUUCACGCAGUAACUAACACAGUUACUUUUGGGGGUAUAGUAGCGGGUAACUAUAACUACUACAACUACUUACUUUUUUAAAGGACAAUGAUUUUAACCAGGUUUUAGUGAAAAAGUAUUCUAACCAGUCAUAUGCACUUAAAAAAACAAAAACAAAACAUAAUUCAAACUAAAUAUUGUUAAAAGCUCAAGAAUACACAGGCCUUUUAAGCUAACCACUCUGCCACUGUGUAUGUACAUAUUUCUGUAUCUGUCUUUGUACAUUUGGAUUCAUAUGUUUAAAGGCCUGUACCUGAUUUUAAACCAUGUUUUAGUCUGAACCUUUAGCCCCGCCCACAUCGUCCUGUGAUGUUGCACCAUGACACAAACUCUGCUGUGUGGGAUCAUGUCAGGCAGGUGUCGCUUUAUAGUUAUUCAUCUCAAUCUGUAAUUUCAUUUUAUUUCAUGCUUAAAAAUGGACCAUGACAGAGUAACAAGCCUCUGUGAGAGAGUCAGGUGGUGGUUUCCCAUGAUUCCUAGUAACAAUGUGCUCAUUACUGACAAUUGGAUGAUAAAAGAUGACCCUGUUUGUAGCUUCAACAACAGUUUUUACCUGAGAAAAUGUUUUUACUGAAUAGUGUGUGAUGUAAAGAGCAUUUAUUUUGAUUAGACUAAAUUCAAAUCAGGUACAGGCCUUUUUAAAGCUCAUGUAUUUCCUGUUAUCAGUAUUGACAAAUAAAGCUGACAAACCAAUUCAAUAAAACGUUUUCAUUCAGGUU
This is a messenger RNA of Periophthalmus magnuspinnatus, 2373 nucleotides long. RefSeq lists its product as uncharacterized. Bases 4 to 825 code for a protein of 273 amino acids. Gene Ontology annotation, biological process: cell surface receptor signaling pathway. The record is from RefSeq and is a predicted model, not a curated record. NCBI's taxonomy places the organism in Eukaryota, Metazoa, Chordata, Actinopteri, Gobiiformes, Gobiidae. The transcript has 5 exons. Gene Ontology annotation, molecular function: transmembrane signaling receptor activity.